Molecule: messenger RNA, 2127 nt
Organism: Penicillium alfredii
Lineage: Eukaryota; Fungi; Ascomycota; Eurotiomycetes; Eurotiales; Aspergillaceae
Product: transcription factor domain-containing protein
Exons: 4
Coding region: 1-2127 (708 amino acids)
Biological process (GO): positive regulation of transcription by RNA polymerase II; aromatic amino acid catabolic process
Cellular component (GO): nucleus
Molecular function (GO): DNA-binding transcription factor activity, RNA polymerase II-specific
Source: RefSeq, a predicted model, not a curated record
AUGUACGCCCUGCGCCCGGCGGAAGCAAUUGGCUGGGGAUAUCGACACGGUGAAAAUGACUUAUCUAUUUCAGAUGCACCAGAGAUAAGCGAGGAGCAAAGACCAGUGGCAGAUGGAAUGAACAGACAGAAAACAGCCCAUGAGGAACGUGGGUUACGUUCAGCAAUUGAUGCAGAUGAGUCUCAAGGAGAGCAUUUACCUCAGACCGAGUCUCACCAAGAUGGCCUAUCCACGUCGGUCCUGCAGAAAGUGAUCUCGAACAACAAGGAUGCCAUGAACAUCCUCUUCGAGGCCGCCCUCCAAGAAGAAUCCAAUGAGGCUGGCCGCCAGGAGGAGAGACCGAAUCCGCGCGAUAUCUCUUCUGCUCCGUCCACAAUCCGAGAAGUCACCGAACCGGACGUGCUGCGGAUCUGGAAUGCCUGUCGCUUUGUGAAAAUGGGAUGGUUCUCUGCCCACGAGGCGAUGGUCCUGGUCGACCUCUUUUUCGCCAAUAUGAAUCCCCUUUCUCCCAUUCUAACAGACUUCUUCGCCUCCCACACCAGCCAAUUCUUUCUUGUCACCCAAGAACCAAUGCUCUGCUGCACCAUCCUGAUGAUCUCCUCGCGAUAUCACACGCUUCCCGGAGCUGGAGGGUGCUCCCGCGCAUUUUUUAUUCAUAACAGGCUGUGGCAGCAUUGUCAGCACCUCCUAUUGAGACUCAUGCUUGGCCAGGAAAAGAUAUCCAAGGCAAAGACUCGAAACAUUGGGAGUAUCGAAGCUCUACUGUUGAUGGCUGAAUGGCAUCCACGGGCCCUGCAGUUUCCUCCGGACACAGAUGGCUGGGAUUCAGACUUUAUCUUGACGAACCCAGAUGGCCGGGAUCCGCCAUCGCGGACAGAGGAGAUGCCGGUCUCGGAUCGGUGGAGAGAGGAUGUGGUCGAGCCCACGAAGCGAUUCGAACGCAUGUCCUGGAUGGCUCUCAACUCCGCUUUGGCCCUCGCACACGAACUGGGCGUGUUUGAUCUCGGUCUCUGGCUGGAAAAACAGGAUGAUUCGAUGGGAGCCGAUGCUGAAAUGUAUGUGGAGCAUUUGGAAAGGCGGCGUGAACGAAUCCCAAGCCUGCUAUUCGUGUUCAUUAAUGCGUUGUCCUCGCGCAUCGGAUGCACGUCACCAAUGCCUUCGCAUGCUAGUCUUGUCUUCCAAGAAUUGAUAGGGUCAUCGCAGUCCGACAACAGCAAGGAAUGGUUGCGAUUUAUGGCUGCAUGGAUCGAGUUAACGAAGCUGACUACCGCGGUCACGGAUAGCUUUAAGUCAUUGAUCAAUUUCGGUUGGCCCUCUGGCAUGGCAGAUACUGCGUUAGAGAUUUUGGAGGGAAGGCAGAUCUCACUUGCUAAUUGGCGGCAACGAAACCUCCGCAGUACAAGACCCGGAUCGACGUUCUCAGAUAUCCUGUUUAUUGAAUACCAGAAUCUCCGCAUUUUGAUCAAUUCUAUAGGAAUGCAGCGGAUUGUCCAGCGGGUCUUGGUAGAGUUCCCAUUUAUGAGGGCCUCGACCAUCGACUCAACUUUUCUAGAAGAGGCGCGAAAGCUGAACAUGACGGGGCGAGAGUAUGGCUUUAUCGAAGAGGUGAUCGAUGGCUGCUGCCAAACACUUGAGAAAGCCACUGCUCUCGCCGACACAGGAAUCUUGCACUACUCGCCCAUGCGAUUGUUGUUCCGCACAAUCAGCGCCUCAAUCUUCCUUCUGAAAGCCCUUGCCCUCGGCGUGCGCAAUGGGAAACUACAAGAAGCCCUACAGAUCCUCGACCGAGCUAUUGCCGCGUUGCAGGAUACUGACCAGCACGACGACGUCCACCUGAAAACGCGCUAUGCAGACCUGUUAAAGACACAAGUAUCUCGUCUGCAGAGGAGUCUCGCGUCUUCGUUCUCUGUAACCUCUGGUCUCAACGAAAUGCCUUCGUCUACUUUCUUUCCUGUCUCUAACUACGGCGAGGGUGUCAGUGAUUUCACGAGUUCUAAUAUGAAUGAUUGGAUCGCUUUGCCCUUGGAUCCGUCCAUGGCCCCGUUCAAUUCUUCGGAUGGGAUUGUCGAGGCCCGGCUCGAUGGAAUUGGGUUAGACCUUGAUUUCCUCUGGCAGUUGCCUCCGUGA